Molecule: messenger RNA, 1173 nt
Organism: Magallana angulata
Lineage: Eukaryota; Metazoa; Mollusca; Bivalvia; Ostreida; Ostreidae
Product: dehydrogenase/reductase SDR family member 9-like
Exons: 5
Coding region: 154-1128 (324 amino acids)
Source: RefSeq, a predicted model, not a curated record
AGACCCCUGUGUCCCGUGCUGUGACUUGCGCGCUGUCCCGAUCUACCCCCAAGCAAUACCUGGAUAGUUUCACGGGACCAGUGAACGCACAACAUGAAUACACGAUAACUGGGACAGCAUAUAGACAGGUAUAGGCUCUAGUUAGCGAGCAACAUGAUUGCAGUAGCUGUGACUGUCCUUCUGAUCUGUGUUCUGUUCUUUGACCUGAGACGACGUCUUCGUCAACUUCCGCUUCCGUAUUAUGAGGGACGUCACGUGGUCAUAACCGGAUGUGACACGGGCUUUGGACACAUGCUAGCUAAGGAGCUGGAUGCCAGAGGCCUCUCUGUUUUUGCCGGAUGUUUAACAAACAAUGGCGAGGAGAAGUUGAAGAAAUCGUGCUCACGUAAAUUAAAGACUUUUCCACUGGAUGUGUCUGACCCUGACUCAAUUAAGAAGGCCCUCCUUUAUAUAAAAGCACAACUUCCAGAUGACACAGGAAUCUGGGCUCUAGUCAACAAUGCCGGUGUAGCGGGCAGUGUGGGGCCUGUCGACUGGCUCACACGACGGGACUACGAGGUCGUUAUGUCAGUCAAUUUGUACGGAAUGAUUGAUAUGACCAACGCCUGCCUACCACUCCUCAGGAAGGAAAAGGGGCGUGUCGUCAACAUGACUAGUAUCUGCGGGAGAAUAACUUUGGCCCCGACGCCAUAUUGUGCAUCUAAAUACGCAGCAGAGGCCUAUUCGGACUGCCUAAGACGAGACCUGUACAAGGAAGGGAUAUCAGUCCACAUCAUAGAACCUGGCUAUUUCGCCACAAACAUGACCAAUCCAGACAACCUUGUCCUGUUGUUGCAGGAGGCCUACAACAGGUGUGACCCCGAGGUCAAGGAAUACUACGGCAAAGGCUAUGUCGAACAAGCUGUUGACAAAGGAAAGACAUUCCUGAGCGCCGUCACCAAUAGCAACCCCGGUCAAGUGGUCGAUGCUUACCUUAGCGCCGUGUGUUCGCGCUACCCCACUCAUAGAUACGUGGUGGGACUGAGCGCACAGGUCCUUUACCGGAUCUUGUGGAAUUUACCAGAGAUCAUUUCUGAUUUUAUAUUGUGUUCAAAACGUCCGGUUCCUGAAAAUUAUAGGAAAUCUUGACGGUUUCUGUUAGUCAGAAUAAUUUAUGUAAUGUUGAAUGUUAGG